GACAUACGUCAGUUCGACAAGAAUGAGAAUUUUCAAACUUACCUUCUUGUUACUUACCAUCUCUAUGAUUCUCUCUGCUGUGGACGUUGGUGAAUGCAAAGUCAAAGACGUAUUGAAAAACAUUGGAAGAACGAUUGUAAAAGUGGUAGCUUUAUGGGUCUUGAGUAUCACAUUUACAAUGGCUCGUUUCAAGCUUAUAUUACCUUCUCUGUUCAGAGCCUUAAAGGCACUCAAGAAAAAGAAAUCAAUCAGUGUUUCUCAUGAAAACUCUGCUAUUGAUGCUCCUGAUGUCAAGUGUCGAUAG
Molecule: messenger RNA, 304 nt
Organism: Cylicocyclus nassatus
Lineage: Eukaryota; Metazoa; Nematoda; Chromadorea; Rhabditida; Strongylidae
Source: the annotation of a GenBank genome assembly